This is a messenger RNA of Acanthochromis polyacanthus (spiny chromis), 9411 nucleotides long. RefSeq names its product zinc finger BED domain-containing protein 4-like. The record is from RefSeq and is a predicted model, not a curated record. Bases 5787 to 7094 code for a protein of 435 amino acids. The transcript is spliced from 6 exons. NCBI's taxonomy places the organism in Eukaryota, Metazoa, Chordata, Actinopteri, Pomacentridae.
UGGAUGGAUGGAUAGCAUUCUUCAAAAAGACAUUCCCUCUUUUGGCAUUUUGAUGGUGGUGGUGGAGAAUGCUGCAUAAAACACUGGUCCGAAACCUCCCAUAGGUGUUCAUUGGGGUGGAGAUCUGUUGACUGUGAAGGUCAAAACUUAUGAUUUAUACCAUUUCAUCGAACCAUUUAGUGACCCUUUCUGCCCUGUUGAUGAGAACAUUGUCAUUCUGGAAGAGGCCACAUUUGCUCUUAGCCACUUGUGGAUAGUAUGGUAAAGAAUGACUCAUCUGGCCAUAUCAUUUUUUUUUCCACAUCUCUGUAGUUUUUCUUGCACCCCUGAACUCUCAAAGAUGCAUUCAUCUUUGUAAAGAAAUAUUUAAGCACUGCAGCUCUAGUAUACUGUCCCUGUCUGUGUAAUUGUCAGCGCUGUCUUGCCUGAUGGUUUAAUUCCAUCUCACAUUCUCAGAGACGUGAGGAAGGGUUGCUUUUUUUUGUUUUUGCAUUCAUAUCUUAGCUGGUCACACUUUAUAGCCAUAUUUACUGAUUUGUUUCCCAAAGAUGUAAACACAAAUGUCACUUUAGUCUCUGUUACUUUGGAAACACUUCCCAGCUGGGCAGUCUUUGUGACUGAAGCUCCUGCCAUCUAUGCUCUAGCAAUUUACACUCAUUGAACGACACUUAUAUUUUUCCUCUUGCCAUCGUGAUACAAAAUCACAAUCAAUCUGAUCAAUGUAAUCAGUCAGAUCAGUCUUUGUCACACAGUUGGGGGUUAACCGUAAAUUAAAAACACACAUUUGUCCCUUUUAAGGCUUUACUGCAAUAAAGCUGAAUAAUCUGACAUGGAAGGUUAGUGACCAAGGUGAAAAAAAGUCAUUUUUCAUUUCAUGGGGACUUUAACUGGGAGAAGUUCCUCCAUAAGCUGCAGUCACACAUCCACAUUUUCGAGUUCAGGUUAGGUUUACUUCAUAUUUACUAGUUCGUGUGCUGCGGCAGAUAGUGUAUUAAUUAAGUCGAAAAGUCAGAGUGGAUCAGUAAAUAUGCAGCGGAUGAUGAUUCCUGUGCCAGGUUUUUUCUCUGCAGUGCUAGAGGCGUGAGAGUGAAAGAGCAGUGCCGGUGUCAAAGCACUCGUCUUUCUUCAGCACACACCUUAAUCCCCCCACAGCCCCUCCAUUGCUCCCCUCCUCAGAUCAUUUACAUAUCAAGGUUGCAGAUAUAUAUGAAUGGACGUGACUUACCACUCGGCACUGGAAAAGAGGAGAAAGGGAUUUAAUUGAACUUUGGCUUCUUGAAGAAUCAUUUGCAUUAAUGUUUUCAUGCAGAGUGACACUGUACUGUCUUCAGCAGAGCUCCGGGGGAUUUCUUUGCCACCAGAUGAGGGGCUCUUGUUUGCUCUCGAACGAGCUUUCCCCUCACUGUCGUAGCUCUCUAAUACCAGGCAGGGAGGAGGCGCACGAGCACAGAUUGAUGGAUGAUUGUUCGGCUGAUUACAAUCACAAUUGCAGGUAUGCUGCAAGGUAAUGAAGCUUGGUGGCUAAUAACACAGCGCUGAUAUUUGAUAAGAAACCUCAUUUAAACUCAAAGGCACGACGCUCAAAGUCUCUUCUGGGUUUGAUCAGUUCUGUGAAGGUCAGAUUCCUGUUUGGGAUGAUGGUGUUGAUGAGAGAAAAAAAGACACAUUUUUAAGCAGAUUAUGUUUUGAUACUUACUGAAGUCUUGUGAUAUUUCCUUAGACCCUAAAGAUGGAAGUCAGGGUGGUGUUUUAUCAUUGAUUGGUGCCGCUUUGAAGCUCAAAAUUGCAGCUGAUGAUUGGAGCCAAAUUUUCCUUUUGGAACCAGGACCUUCCAAAUCAGGAGUGCAGGGUGUUGCCUUUGACACUGAUUAAAAUGAAUUAUUGUUUACAGAAAUGAAAGACCCAUUGACAAAUGGGCUAAUGCCACUUUCUGUAACAGUAUUGUAAUUGUGAAGGAAAAAUUACUCUUGCUGCUGUUAGCUGUUUUCAUCCCAAAUUAUCUUCCAACAAGCAGACGUGGGAGGAGGAAGAUAUCCAAGAUAUUGACUAUUCUGAUAUGACUAAGCAGACAAGUUGUCUCCUUAUUGGUCUGUAAUCUAAAUCUGACCCUUCUCCCAACUACAGUAUAUUCCCGAAGACCAGAGAGAAUCCUCAGAACUGAUGCUGGCAUUGUGUGCAUGUCCUACCGCUCUGUCGGUGUCACUUCUCCUGAUGUCAGUAAACCUUACUCGCAGCCUAAGUCAUCCGAGUCUCCAGGGUGUCUCUUUGUGUCUGCCUCCUCAUCCUCUCUCCUUGCUGAACUUCCACAACAGUUAUCAAAAAGAGCAGUUACAGUCCCUCUUUGGUCAUUCUUUGCGCGCUUGAAACUAAUCUCUGUGUAUCAAUGUUAAACAUUAAUAUUAGUAAAAGUUUUUUCUAGGAAAAUAAUCUAAUCCUGCCUUAAAAUGGUUUAGAUGUAACUAUGCAAUGUUGUGUACUCUAGAAUGUGCGGAUCUAUGAAGGUCCUGGCUAUUUCUAUUACUACUACUAGUCCACACUACACAAUGGCAAGUUUGAACAGAACAAGAAAAACGGUAUGAAAAGUCCCUCACUGCAAGCUGACAGGAUUGGUUCUUUAGGUUACAUAUGACACCUUGGAAGUCGGAAUUAGUUUUUUUUGCAUCACAGUUUCAAGGCGGAAAUGCUUAUUUCACUUACAGUGUCUUACAGUGUUUGAACAAACAUGACAUGAACAUGUUAAGGUAAAAAAAAAACUUGCUUUCACCAAAGCCGAUCCAUUGACCUUGUGAGGGUCUUGUUUAACUCUGUAGCCACAAACACACUGUAACUGCAUGUCUGUAGAAAAACCACAGUGUUUAUCCUUUAAAUAGAAGCUCCAAAAGUCAGAGACAGGGUGAGUUCAGGAGCAGCAGGCGAGCCAACUGUGAAUCACAGCUGUCACACAGCCACACAACAAACUUCAAAGCCUUAAUAAGCCUUCAGAUCUUAUUAAGGAAGCAAUAAUUUACUAAAUGACCACCAGCACACUUAUUACAGGACCUGAAUUUGGUGAUGGAGGCCAUAAUGACUUGUUGAUAAAAAAUGAUUGAUUUUCUUGUGAGAUGUUGCUGUUUGAAAGGGAGCCAAUAGGAGGCAGUCAUUUUUUGUAGCCAGCACCGAGAUUGUACUUUGAAGUACAGUACUUUUGCACUUGCACAGUCUCAAGUAGUGAUAGUUGCGACCUCAAAAUUACUACUGACCCUUUAUGCAUGUUUUAAAGUUGCAAAAGCAAGAAAUGGAGGACAUCCUGAACAGUGGAACUCAGUCUGGUGGCUCCACCUGUUACCAUCUUGGCAGUGCUGGACAGUCCUAAAUCCUAAAUAAUCUAAAAAUGAGCAAAGAGGUACAGUGUGAGUAGGCUCAGGUGAGCCAUCUAAACAUCUCUAGAUCAUCCUGUAAUACUACUCAUAUGUUAUGCAGAGCAGUCAUCCUUAAUUAUGCAUAACUUUAAGCCUCAAUACAAUGUAUUUAGAUGAGCUAUAUAAAAAUUCACUUCCCAUACAGUAGUCAUGAAUGGGGAAAUCAGCUGUAGAGACUAACAUUGUUUUUGCAGCAGGCUGUAAACAUGUAUAUUUCCACUGUAAAUUUGGACCUUUUAUCAUGAGGGUCUGUGGGGAUUGACGCACUUUUGGAGCCAGCCUCAAGUGGACAUUCAAGGAACUGCAGUUUUUGACAGCUGACUUAAGUUUGUUGCUUGUUUUCAGCCCUUGUAGUCUAAAAUAAGUGUGUCAUGUCUGAGCCUCAACUCUGAUAGAAUCUUAGACCAGCUUUCACACAGUAAAGAAAUACUACAUGAUGAUUGCACUAUAGCAAAAUGAGCUUUCUAAAAAUAAUGACCAGACUUAAUAAUGAUUACUGUAACCUACUUAGUUUAUAAUGUGCACACUACGUAUGUAGUAAUCAACACUACCAGGGCUGCCAACUUGUGACCAGACCUUAGAGUGAGAUUUGGUUUGUGCGGGAUGCUGACAGGGGGUCUGGGGGUCCUCCCCCAGAAAAUUUUGAAAAUAUUUGAUGCUAUUUCCUGCAUUCUGGUGUCAUUUAAGAGCUUUUUGCCUGUUAAAAUGUUAUUAUAGAGAUAACAUAGGGAUAAUAAAAAAAACAUUGAGCUUAAAAAAAAUCUGAAAAAAAACAGAACAAGGGCAGGCAGUAUUGAAAAUAGUUCUUCAUGUAAAAUAUGGAUGAAAGUUCUGUGGUUGGAUGUGCACAUAGGGAUGAUAAUCAAGAACCGGUUCCUCGAUGCCAUCGAUAAGAAAUGGAUCGAUUUCCCGGAAUCGAAUGCCGUUUUGAGAACCGGUUCCCGUUAUCGAUGCCUUGACGUCACUUUCACUGCCCUUACUGCUUUCACUUCAUCCUGCUGUCGCAAUUUCUGUCGGCGAAUUUCCCAACUAACAACCUCCAAACCACAACUCUAAAAAUGACUUACACUUUGCCACACUUCACAUACAUACCUGUGCUACAUCUGCGAUUCCCCUUUUUCUCUGCUGGAGACCACAGUUAGCUGAACGCCACCCUCAUUUCCAUCUCAGAGCUAGCAUGAUAUGGCUAGCUUCCACGCACGACCGGUAACACACGUUACUCAUACAUUAAAACGUUGGACCCAGAGAGCUGGUGGGCAAAUACAGACCUAUGGACAUUCACUGCUGCCCGUAUGUCAUUCUUUUAAAAACUAAAAUAAAAAACGUUCUGUCUCUCCAAACUGAACUCUGUCACUAGCCUCGUUGUGACAAUGGGGCGGUAAUGCACCAAAGUGAUGGAUGCCAACCGUCAUAAAACCAAUGAAGAAGAAGAAGCUUCGCGAGACCUGACGUAUUCAGUUGCGUGGGUGCAGUUGUCGUGAGAUUAGAGCCCACAGCGGGAACAAUCCAUGGAGCGGAAGAAGCGAUCGCGGACAUGGCUUCACUUUUUCAAGAGAAACGAGGAAAAGGCUGAACGUAAUCACUGUGACGCUGCGCUCUCCUGUAAGGGGGGAAAUACGACCAAUAUGCUAAAACAUUUGGAGGCAGUUCACAACCUCAAGGUCCUCAACGCCGGUCGUGUCUUCGAGACGUGGAAACAAGGCGAGCCAGAGUUCAAACGUCACUCUUCGGCUUCCAGCAGUGUCACGGAUAGUUUAGGAUCAGGCGACGCCGACAUGUUUUCCUUUUCAGGUUCGUUGCUAGCUAUUGUUUGCCCAAUGACUGCCAUAGCGUUUUAAAACGCUAUCGUUAGCUCGGCUAACUACGUAACUUGCUUGUGUCGGAUAACAGCGUUAUCUUAUAUUCAACUCUUAGAUUGUGUUGGUCUGUCUAGAAGUAGUAGCUAACGUUAUUUGUGGAAGUUAACGUUGGAGCCUUCAAGAUGUGAAAUGAAAUAAGAACGAUGCUAACGUUAGAUAUCCUGUUUCAGAUGACGAUAACAGAAGCAGCCAGAGUGACAGAGGCAGUGACAGAGGCAGUGGCAGUGCUAGCUCUCUGCUUAACCCUUUCUCUCUAGCAAAGUACAACGCUGAGCGCAGCAAAAUGAGUGAGGAUGAGACAAACAUCACUCGCCUUCUAACGCGAAUGUUGGUGAAAUGUCUUCUCCCUUUCAGUUUGGUCAACACAGACGAAUACAAGUAGGUCAAUUUGUAUUUUUCAGAUGUUAAAGGUCACUAUCAGGCUUUAUGAACUUAAGUUUAAGUUUAUUUGGAUUGAAUGCUUAAUUGUAUGUAUAUUCAGACUGUAUCUUGUUAUCUGAAUAGUUCUGCUUAAUUAAUUCCCACAACAAUGUUCUGUAGGGAGGCUCUAGCAGCUCUGAACCCCAAGUACAAGCCCUUCGACAGACUCAAGCUGUCUGACACCCUGGUCCCAGCGUGGUACGAGGUUGAGAAGGCCAAUCUCAUCUCUGAGCAAGAGCAAGUUAGCAAGGUAGCCAUCACCGCUGAUGGCUGGUCAGCUGUCACGCAGGAUCAUUACCUCACAGUAACUGUGCACUAUGUUUGGAAGGGUCAGUUAAAGGAGAAGGUACUAAAAACCAAAGCUGUGUUUGAGGCUCAGACAGGGCAUGCCGUUGCUGAGGAGAUAAAUGAGAUCCUGGAGAAGUUCAAGAUCCAAGACAAAGUUGUUGCAGCAACAGUCGAUAAUGCUGCCAGUAUGAGUGUCGCAGUCAAGAGACUCCAGCUACUCAAGUUCGGGUGUUUUGCCCACACCCUGAAUGUGGCAGCGCAGAAGAUCUACACCAUCUUGUCAGUCUCCAACUGGGCAGCCAGAGUUCGCGCGGUGUUCGUCUGGAUGAAGAGGUCACACAUGGCCAAAAUUGUCUUGAAGGAGAAGCAGCAGCUCCUCAGCCUGCCCCUGCAUCAACUGAUCCUGGACGUAAGGACAAGAUGGAGUUCUCUCUACCAAAUGAUUCAGAGAUUUUUCGAGCAGUACCCCGCUAUCCAGGCAACUCUGAUGGACCCACGGAUCAGAAAGCAUGCGGAGAAAGACCGAGUCAACAGCUCUGAGAGUGCAGACUUGAGGAAGACAGAGGAAUUUGUGGAGCUGAUGGAACUGUUCCACACAUCUACUCUCUGUGUCUCAGGCGACAGAUAUCCCACCUGUAGCCAGAUUAUUCCAAUCCUGCAGAAGCUCAAGAGCCACUUCACUGCCUGCCAGGGGGACUCAGCCUUUGUAGUGGCUAUCAAGCAGGUCAUUUGGGACGAUCUUUCCAAACGCUACAAGGACAGGGAUGUGCGUUUCUUCCUUGAGGAGUCCACAGUGAUGGACCCCAGAAGGUUUCACUACAGAUUGGAGGAGGAUGUCAUCUGGGGUAGGCUGAGGAGAAGAGCCGUGGCUGACCACCACAGAGUGGAGCCAGUUGCAGAGCCAAUGAAACAGAUACAGAGGCAGGACCUUGUGGUGAAUGAAGAACAGAGACCAGCAGCUGCUGAGAGGAAGAACACUGCCUGCCUGGAGGACCUGUUUUCAGAGGACGACAAUGAACAGCAGCCCAUGCUGCCACAGAUGCGUAUCGAAGACAGAGUUGACCAGGAAGUCCAAGUUUACAGAGGCCUUCCUUGCGUCAGCAUGCAAACCAACACUGCAAUUUGGUGAAACAAUAAAAGAGACACUCUGCCCCUUCUGUUUGAGCUCGCCCAAAGGUACCUGGUUGUUCAAGCAAAUUCAACGCCAAGCGAACGCGUCUUUUCAACCGCGGGCGACACCAUUAGUGAAGAGAGGAGCAGACUUGAUCCAGAGAAGGCAGACAUGCUAAUUUUUUUUGAAAAAAAACUGUUGCUUUUCUUUUGUUUUUUUCUUAAGUUCCAGAUAAAGCUGCCUUUUUUCCCAGAUGUUUUUGUUGUUUUCCCGUGAAAUUCUUAUCUGUUGCUUCUUAAACGUGCAGCAAACUAAAUAAAUGUAAGCUUUUGUUACAAGCCGUACAUUAUCUGCUUUUUUUCCCAUAUACAACAACCUAUCAGGCAUUGAUAAGAGAAUCGAUAAGGAAUUGAAUCGAUAAGUGGCAUCAAUAAUGGCAUUGACAUCGAUAAUUUCUUAUCAAUUAUCAUCCCUAUGUGCACAACACAUUUCAGCAUUUUCCAUAAAUUUAUGCAUAAAAUUUAUGGAGUUUUCCCAGCUUGUUUUAAAUCUGCAAUUGUUAAACCCUUAUUGAAGACACCUGGCCUGGACGCUGACUCCCUUACUAAUUAUAGGCCCGUGUCAAACCUGUCUUUUUUGUCAAAAGUUUUUGAGAAAGUGGUUUCAACUCAGCUAUUGAAAUAUUUGUCAUUAAAUAAUCUUUUUAAGCCUCUUCAGUCAGCUUUUAGUGCAAAUUAUUCCACAGAAACAGCGCUGACUAAAGUGGUGAAUGAUUUGCUUCUAGCUGCUGACUCAAAGGCAUCAUCUGUUCUGUUGUUGUUGGAUCUCAGCUCAGCUUUUGAUACAGUGGAUCACAGCAUCUUACUGGACAGACUGGAAAAUUAUUUCGGCAUCUCAGGCCAGGUGCUGAAAUGGCUGAGGUUUUACCUGUCAGAGAGAUCUCACAGUGUUUUCUUUAACAACGUGCUCUCUGAAUCCUGUGCUGUUAGACAUGGUGUACCGCAGGGGUCUGUACUAGGACCCCUGUUGUUUUCCCUUUAUCUGACACCUUUGGGUCAAAUUUUGCGGUCCUUUGGGAUUUCUUUUCAUUGCUAUGCAGAUGACCUACACCUAUACAUGCCCUUGGUCCCUCAAAGUGUUUUUGACACUGAUAAACUCUAGGCCUGUCUCUCAGCUGUUAGGAGCUGGCUAUCAACGAAUUUCCUGCUCCUGAAUUCUGCCAAGACCGAAAUGAUGGUGAUUGGACCUGAAAGUGUUAAUCCUCUGCUUGAUGACUUUACUCUGUCUUUGGAUGACUGUGCUAUUCAUUGUAAAGACAGAGUUAAGAAUCUUUUUGUACUCUUUGAUAAAACCCUCUCAUUUAAAUUCCAUAUUAAAGAGGUGACCAGAUUGGCCUUUUUUCACCUCAGAAAUAUCUCUAAAAUCAGACCAAGUCUGUCAUUUCAGGAUGCUGAGGUCCUAAUUCAUGCUUUUGUUUCCUCACGGUUGGACUAUUGCAAUGUCCUUUUAUCAGGUCUCCCAAUGAAGAGUCUUCAUGGUCUGCAGAUGGUCCAGAACGCAGCAGCUCGCGUUCUGACCAGAACAAGUAAAUACGAGCAUAUUACUCCAGUGCUGGUCUCUCUGAAUUGGCUACCAGUUCAUGUUAGAGCAGACUGUAAGGUGCUGCUACUAACCUAUAAAAUUGUAAAUGGAAUUGCCCUGUCUUCUUUAUCCAGCCUGCUGAAUCUGUAUGUCCCCGCUCGGGCUCUCCGUUCUCAGGGGAUUGGACUUCUGAAUAUCCCGAAGGUCUGUAAAAAGACUGUGGGGGAACGGGCUUUUUCUUUCCGGGCACCUACAUUGUGGAACAGUCUGCCUGCUGAAAUCAGGCAGGCAUCGUUCAUUAAUGUAUUUAAAACUAAGCUGAAGACCCACUUGUUUUCUCUUACAUAUGAAUCCUAAAUUGUUUGUUUUACUGAUGUCUUUUUUGUUCUCUUUUUAUUGUUUGUAUUUUUAUCUGUUUUUAUUUAUCUGUUUUUAUUUCUGACUGCUGCAGAAAAGAAACAAAGUGGUGCAUAAAAAAAUUACCAGAAUGCAGAAAAUGAAAUGUUUGACCCUCAAUAUUCAAAUGAAACCAACUCUGACCGCUGAAGCUUAAUUCUGAGCCAAUAAACUCGCUGUUUACAUAACAGUAAAUUAUCAUUAUUCAGUUUUAAUCUCUUCCACAAAGAGUGACUUAUGAACCAUCCGGUGCACACUUAACACCACACCAGAAUGCUCACUUGCUGCUUAACAUUCCUGUUGUGGUUUUAGUUUUUUUGGCUCUUUGUCUUCUGCAGACUGAGAGGUGUCAGUGCCA